Molecule: messenger RNA, 416 nt
Organism: Triticum aestivum (bread wheat)
Lineage: Eukaryota; Viridiplantae; Streptophyta; Magnoliopsida; Poales; Poaceae
Exons: 2
Coding region: 55-375 (106 amino acids)
Molecular function (GO): polysaccharide binding
Source: RefSeq, a predicted model, not a curated record
CGUCCGUAUCAUAGACCAAGUUAGCUUACAAGAGAGCGCAAAACAUACACCAGCAUGACCACGCCCUCGCAAUUCCAUUCCCAGCCGCUCCCAGUAAUCCUACUCCUCCUUUCAGCGGCGACUCACUUGAUCGUGGAGGCUGCUGCUGCUGAACAAGAUGAGCAGCAGCGGAUCACACGUGUGGGUUGCGCCGACAAGUGCGGCAACAUAAGCAUCCCGUACCCGUUUGGCAUGGAGCCAGGCUGCUUCCGUGAGGGCUUCCAGGUCACCUGCAAUGACUCCUCGAAUCCCCAUCGCGCCUACCUUGCCAACAACGGAGUAUACCAGCGGAUCGUCGAGUAUUAUGACAGAAUUGUCGAGGUGUGGUUUACUUAGUGCCUUCUAAAUCUCCAUCGUAGCCACCGUCGAUCGCCCGC